Molecule: messenger RNA, 5673 nt
Organism: Eriocheir sinensis (Chinese mitten crab)
Lineage: Eukaryota; Metazoa; Arthropoda; Malacostraca; Decapoda; Varunidae
Exons: 4
Coding region: 188-517 (109 amino acids)
Source: RefSeq, a predicted model, not a curated record
AGCACGCUCAGAAGGGCGGUGGCACUGGGACGAAGUACACCGCAGCCCCAUCGUUGCUACUAUUUCUUGCGUUCCUUCACUGAUAUUGUGGCGGAGUACGGGUUUGUGGAAUGCCCUGCUGUGAGGGGGCUCCGUCAGUGCAGUGAAUAAGGAAACAACCUUAGAAAAAGUGGCGAGAAGCAGCAGCAUGUACUCCGCGGCGAGGCUCAUAGUGUGGCUGGCGCUGAUCUGCCUCGGGGAGGCGCGUGAGUGCUACAACUGUACAGGAGACUGCGUCAGAUUCACUGACUGCAAAGGUUCCUGCUUCACGCGUGUCCGCGAGCUGGGUAGUGACGAAAUUCGAAGUUGCAUCGAAGAAACAGAGGAAACAAAGUGUAUCGCAGAGAUCGACGGAGGAGAGUAUUACAAGACCUGCUAUUGCAACACAGAACGGUGCAACCCGGCUACUACUCCUGGCCACCCAGGCUUCCUAGUAUUAAUCCUGAUAACCGUUACACUCUUGCUGAGGGUGAGGUAAAAGUCUAUUUGGAUCUCAAACAAUGGGGAUAACACAUCAUUGGCACACUAGCUUUAUUACGAUUUUUGAUCUGGCGAUGACAGUCCCUUUAGUUUGUGCUUUGGUUACUGACUUUUUGAUAUUGCGUUAUGUUUAAAACCACUGCCAUGAUGUCAGUGUAUGUAUUUUUCAAAGCAUUAUGUUCAAAGUAUUACAAGAUAUUUUUAUAAGAUUUGAACUAUAUUGAUUGUUUUGAUAGUAUAUUAAAAGCGGAAUAGAUGUUUCAGGUCAUCAAUAUUGACAAUGUGCCUUCAUGAAAUUUUCAGUUUUGAUAAACUUCAUGGUUUCAAGCCGCUCAUUAAUAAAUAUGGUAAAAUAUACAAUACAAUGAAGAAAUAACAGCAGAGACAAAAGAAAACAUCGGGAGCACAAAUGUACGUAAAAUAAUUUCAACCUUAAACCUCAAAACAGUAAAAUUUCCCGUCUUUGCUUUAAUGGCUCACAUUUUGUUGGUUCCAUGUAUUUUCUAUUCUUUUUUUUUUUCAUGGUAGAAUCUAUGUUUUAUCCAGUCAUCAAAAAACUGCUAGCUAUUACAUGUACAUAUUGUUUUGUUAUAGUUGUUGUAUACCAUACCAGCCGUUUGUAACGAAAAUAUAGUGCUUGGCAAACUAGUACUAUUUGUACCAAGUUUUCCAUCCAGGAAUCUUUUACUUAUUACUCACCGAAAGAAGACAAAUCCUUGCCGAUAAAAAAUGGAUGGGAGGACGCCGAUUAACUCAGCAAGUCUAAAGCCGAUUUACACCGGAUGCGAUGCUUGCUAUGCUGUGGACGCACGCUCGUAAUGUUUGAUCUGUUGACUUUUUUUUACAUCUAGAACAAUGCCUAUAAGCUGGGCUGCAUCACUUAGGCCAUUUUAGUGUAACCAUAGGAAACAGUACUGGGUGGUUAUAUGGUAUGAAGGAUGCUGUAGAUACACGAAGCAGAUGAUUUGCCCGACGUUGCGAGAAUUCCAUUAAUUCAUGGAGAUAAAGGAUAAAAUAAUACCUCUCAAUUCAGCGAGUGACGGAACAUGACAUUAAGGGACUGCUAUAAAAACUUGAGUGAUCAUUAUGUGUCAGGCAAUUGGGCUUACUUCGGAGUAAGUUUCAAGAAUUGUGCGAAACGAAGAAUAAAGAUAGCGUAGAGAGAGGCAGGUGUGCCAACAAGAGGCGGGCGAAGAGACUGGUAUGCCUGGCGUGUGAUCACAAUCAAGUUCUUGGCACCAAAGAUCGUAUGCAGGACGCAUACGGUAUUUCCCAACUUUAACCUUGAUAUUUGCGAUUGUCUAAGGCCCCGUUCACACUGUGUCGACUCUGGGCCACAACAGCCAAGCAACUUUUAGGCCCCUUUCACGCUGUGCCGACUCACCAUCCGGAGAUCGUUUCUAGACCUCUUUCCGACUACGCGCGAUCCUUUCACAUCGACAUUUCACACCCAAGACUUCGUGUACCCUAGAGUCGUGGGUUGUUGUGGCCCAGAGUCGGCACAAUGUGAAGGGGGUGUAAGCCCCGCCUUGCUGGCUUUCUACACGACGAUACACAAAGAUAUAAAACAGACUACAAGAGGCCAGAUGACCUACAUAUUGCAGCUCCUGAGAAAGGGUUAUUCACCAUAUUCCCUUCCUGUCCAGAAAAACAGAUAACCUCAAUUUAAGCUUUCAAUUAUGCUUGCUUCAACUACAUACGUACCUGUUCAGUUUGUUCCACCCACCUACCACCCUGUUCGUGAACCAGUUUUUUCUUAUUUUCUUACUGAACCUGAAUUUUUGAAACAUGCCCGUUGGUGCGUGUUCAUGCUUCAGCUUUUAAUAUAAGUAAUUAAUUGAAAUCGCCCCUAUUAAUCCUCUUAUUUAACCAGUUUAAACCCUCAAGUCAACUUUAAAAUCAAGCCUCGCAGUCCACGUCAUUCUAAGGAAUGUAGGGCACGUCUAUUUAGUCUUUCUCUGUACCGUAAAUUUCCAAGUCCUUGGAUAAUUUUAUAAAUUCUUCUCUGUACUGUUUCGAGGGAAUCCAUAGCCUCUCAGUAAGAGGGGCACCGAAAGUAAGCAGCAUAAUCCAGGUGAGGGCUAACCACUGCAAGAUCAAAGUUAAGGAUAACCUAUACGCCCCGGUUGCUGAUGCUUCCAGAAAUAAAUCCAAGAUAGUAUUUGCGCCGCUUCAGGUGGUAAUACAGUGAUUUCUGGAUCAAAGGUCAGAAUUCACGCGCACACUUAAAUCCCUUUCGAACAUGGAAUAAUAAUUGUUACCUAAUGUGUAACUGGACUGUCACGAAGGACCAGAACCCUUCCGAGGAGGGAUAAGGAGAGGUACGUCAGAGGUCUCGCUAAGGAUGUCGAGGGUUGUUUAAAUGCAAACGACCUUAGACCUCCCUUUCGAACGCUGAAGAAGCUCCGUUUCAAAUCCACAUCCCAGAUGAGUACUAUCCGAACGACUGAUGUGCAGAUAGUAUCAGAUGCGGAUGGGUACCGGGCUCGUUGGGGCGAGUACUUUGGGUAGUUGUACAGGGCAGAGCCCCCAAACGGACAGCUCCUUCUGGCUGGGUUGCAGAUGGCGGCUGCUGAUCCACCAAUAGACCAAACUCCACCCUCUCUCGCGGAAGUGAGGAAGGCUGUGAGGAAGUUGAAGAUAGAAAGGCAGCUGGGAUCUGUAAUAUCAGCACAGAGAUGUUGAAAGCUGAAGGUGAAGCCAUGAUCCGUUGGUUGCAUGCGGCGUUGUCUGCCAUGUGGCAAUCCGGUGCCAUUCCUCUUGACUGGAAAAGGGGGUUGGUUGUCCCUAUCUGGAAAGGGAAAUGGGACCGACAGGACUGCAACAAUUACCGUGGUAUUACACUGCUCAGUGUGCCGGGCAAAGUGCUCGCUCAUCUGCUGCUGAUGCGAACUCGAUCUCUUCUCCUAAAAGUUUCAGAAACCUGAGCAAUCCGGGUUCACGCCCGGCAAGUCAACAAUUAACCAGAUCCUAGCACUUUGCGUCCUCGUAGAACGCCGACUAAGUUUCGACAAGGGCAGCCUGUGUCGAUCUCAAGAGAGCUUUUGACUCAGUGCAUCGUGGGGCACUCUGGGAUAUUCUGCGGGUCCGUGGGAUUCGUACAAGGAUUAUUGACCUGAUAACUGACUGGGACUGAGUGCUGUGAAGUGUGUGAGAGAUAUUUUCGGCUUCUUCCCUGUUAAUUCAGGAGUGAGGCAGGGGUGCGUCCUUGCUCCUUCACUUUUCAACACUUGCAUGGACUGGGUAUUAGGCAAAGUUGCUGAUCAAAAUCGUUGGGGAGCAUCUAUUGGCAUUAUUAGGGUUGGCGGUGGGUGAGUGGUAUCGUGCUGGGCCCACAUUCACCGCGUGAUGGACGACGCGAGUUCGAAUCCCCACGCUACCACCUCGGAUUUUUCAGUCACCGCCGAGUGGCUUAAAACUACCCACAUGCUGUCCUGAAGACCACCCAUCAACCCGGACUCUAGAGGAAACCGUCCAAGUAAAUCAAGGAGUUCCGGGGGGCAGCAUGAGCCAAGAGAAGAUGGCGCCACUAUAAACACUUGCCUGUGCCAUGAUGGGCUGGGGCCGAACACCAUCCAGGGCCCUCAAGCAAGCCUACCGGCGCUAUAGGCAUAGACUUAAAAAAAAAACAUUAAGGUCACUGAUCCUGUUUUUGCUGUCGAUGCUGUACUCCUAGCAGAAUCGUUGGAGGUCCUGGUGAAGACUACUGAAGUGCUGCAUGAGGAGGGGAAGCCUCUGGGACUGAAGGUCUCCUGGGGCAAAACCAAGGUCCAUUCGUUUCGAGGAUUGCUGGAUGACACAGUUCCGUCUCUCCAUGCAUGUGGUGAGGAUGUCGAAGUCACCAAAAGCGUUACAUACCUUGGUAGCAUAGUGCACAACAAUGGUGGGUCUCAACAGGAAGUCACUCGGAUUGGGCUGGCCCACUUUGUUAUGGACUCACUCAGCACUAGUAUAUGGCGUUGUCGAUAUCUAUGCAGACGGACAAAUAUUCGAAUCAUUAAGUUGCUUGUACUCCCUGUCUUACUGUAUGGCUGUGAGACAUGGACACUGAAUGGUGACUUGGAGAGGCGUGUCGAUGCCUUUGUUACCAAGUGCCUUCGCAGGGUCACGGGGUAUUGCUGGAAUGGCCGAACCAGCGACUACUCCGUGGAACUGAAUCGAAGUCUGCUACCAGCUUAGUCCGUGAACGCCAACUUCGGCUGUAUGGGCAAGUGACACGCCUCCCGGACGUCGAUUCUGCUCACAGGGUUGUUUCUGUCCGAGACAACCCAGAGUGGAGGAGACCAAAUGGCUGGGCUAAGUCAGCCGAUCCAACAGGGAAGCAUUUGAGAUGGACAGGGCAGCUGCGUGGGAGCUUGCUCGGGAGGAUCGCCGGGAGUAUGGGCGGCGAGUGAGUGAAGCGACGCGCUCCCGGGAGUAACUCCCCAUUAGUUAGUUAGAAAUGUGUAAUUACUUAAGAGGCUAUUUUUCCCCGCACAUAGGAUGUUGCAUUUGCUUAUGUUAAACUACAUCAUCCAUUCGUUGGCCCAGUCAAACAGGCCAUUUAGUUCCUCUUGUAGAACCACAACAUCGUUGUCUGAACUGAUAAGUCUUAGUAUUUCUAUUUUUAUGUCAUCAAUAAACUUACUUAUGUCACUGGUUAUGCUGCAGUCAUGAGCCUACUGGUAUAUGAUGAACAGCAAUAUGCCCAGAACUGAUCCCUGUGGCUAGUGGUAACUGAUUUAUCCCCAUUACCUGACAUCUUCAUAUCCUGCCACUAAGCCACGUCUUGAUUAACCUCAAAUCUUUACCUUCUAUCCCAUUAGCUAUUCGGUUACUUUAAAGUUUUUGGUAAGUCACUUUGUCGAAUGCUUUACUAAAAUCAAGAUAUAUGAUACCAUGAUAUUCGUCCCUGUCUCCCGCGCCGUGCACCUUUUUGUUAAAUGACAAUAAAAGUAAUUCAAGAUUUAUUGUCAUCGAACCCAUGCUAGGAGCCAUUGAUCAGGUUAUGUUUCUCUAAAAGGUCGCAGACAUUUCUAGAUAUAAUAUACUUGAACAGUUUUCCUACAUCCAACGUCAAACUUGCGUAACUGGGUGGUAUUUACACAAGGGGACAUGUAUUUUAUUGAUUUUUAUGAAUGCUUUCCAUUUUAAAUAAAAACAUAUCUUUAUGGC